Molecule: messenger RNA, 1707 nt
Organism: Fusarium subglutinans
Lineage: Eukaryota; Fungi; Ascomycota; Sordariomycetes; Hypocreales; Nectriaceae
Exons: 1
Coding region: 1-1707 (568 amino acids)
Source: RefSeq, a predicted model, not a curated record
AUGUUCGAUGACCCCAACAGAGAGCCCAUUGGCAUAGCAGAGAUGAUGAACGCUGUACACAACUCUCAGACGGAAGACGACCGCACAACCUUCUCGCGUUUUCUACACUUCCUAGGUGGCCAAGUCAAGUCGACGUCGAGCGACAACCAGCCACAAACGUAUCUUGGUGUGGAUGCGUUGCCAGUUACAAUCAAGGAUCUGAAGUUCCUUACAGCGGCUGUGACGGAAUUCGAUUGGGAUGAAGACUCUUGGAACUGUAGCCCAUAUGAGGUAUGGAGGGCUUUCCGGGCCGAGCGAGGCAUUGGCAGGGAAGAGGUACCAAUUACCAAUGCCGACACCAAGAGAUAUACUCUCCGAAGCUUGAAGGAUGCCUAUCGAGAUAUUGCCCGGCAAAUAAGAGCGUCCCGGGACGGCGCUUCUCGAAUUGAGGCACCUCAUCGAAGCCUGUUUGACAAGGACCGAGAGAAUACAGCUCAUGAAGAGGAAGAAGACAUCCGGAUUGACAACAUACCAUUGCCUCCAGCUGAGGAUACCAUGGAGACGAUGACUGGCAAUGUAUCCGAUAUGCAAACAGAACGUACGCCUUUUCACCCACGGCGAGGGGGGAGAGAGCCCCGUCGUAAAGCUCUUGUCGAUAGAGAGGAGACAGAAGAUGAGGAGGAAGACCUACGAAGGAACCUGCAUUGUGGAGAUGAGUCAAACGACACGCAUAUUAUGCAGGGAACGAUCGGCAAUGGUACGAUGUCUGGACUGUCAUUUGAAUCACCGUUUACCCUACCUACAGUCCCAACAUCUCUCAGACGGCCGAACGCUCGGCUGGUGCCGCUGACGCCCGUGGGCCCUGGAGAGAACUUGACUCAGCGUCUCCAGGAGGAACGACUCGAGAACCGCGUCAAAUACUCAGAGGCAAGCAUCAAGAAGCUCCUGGAUACGCAAAAUUGUCACAGCGAAGCCAUCCGCAAUCUUCAACGUCAUGCCGGGUUACAGAUUCUGCCGCCACAUCAAUCUGAACGAGUCAAUGGCCCCGCACCGACUCAACGAAUUGGGGUCUUGGAGACGCAGAAUGAAACCCUCGUUCAACAGAACCAGGCUCUUCGAGAACGGAUCCAUCAGAUGGCCAACCAUGCAGAUCAACAUCGGGCGGAAUGGUCCCGAAAGGUCAAUGCCUUGGAGCUUGAAAAUUCGACUCUGGAGGCGACCCUGUCUCAAAAAGAAGAGGAUCUCCGGGCUGAGAUGGCGAGAGUCUCGAAUCAACAGGUUGAGUGGUCCCAGAAGACCAGAUCACUCGAGCAGGAGAAUUCGACUCUCCUGGGGAUUGUUUCUGGAAAGGACGAGGUCCUUGCACUACAAAGCGAGAAGGUCAGAAGCCUGGAAGCGCAAUUGAACACAAUGAAGGCCAGUCAGCAGGAGGCUGCAUCCUCGACUGAAGAGACCGUUCAGUCAUCCAAUCACCGUAUUCCCUCAAAUGACCACGCCCUGCUUGGAAGUCAAAGCGUCGGGCUUCCUGUCCAGAUGGAGUCUCCUGACCACUUCAAACAAGAGACUGAUGUUACUUCGCAGAGCGAUGAGUUCGCAUCAUUGAGAGGCCAGAUCCCCUCUCUUGAAGGAGAUGUCGGCUCUCCCAGACGUGAAGAACAAGCAGAGACUUUUGCACCAGCAUUUCUUGGGGUGAAUGAUGAUUACCUUGGUUGGUAUAAUGCAAGUUGA